CUCCGAAAAAGACACGAAUCACCAACGGUGCUUCGUGGGAGCUUGCCUUCCAUUGAACCGGUUGUUGGGCCGUUCUGCUUCACCCUUUUCCCCCAACAACACUCCUACCAUGCUUUCCUGAUCGGUCGAGUUUUCAGUUGGGAGAUUCGAAAACUUGUUCUCUUCCCAAAGUUUCCCUCUUGGACACCACCCUAACAUGUCGUCGGAAAUCAUGGACGCCUACUGGGCGGCGCCGCCAAUGGCCCGUACCCUUGCGACCGCGAUCCUCGUCACGUCGAUCUCGGUGCACUUCGGCUUCGUGUCGUUCGUGUGGUUUUACUUCACUGAGGACCGGCUCCUGCGCUUCCCGCCUGAAAUAUGGCGGUUGGCCACGACCUUCUUCCUCAGCCGGCCGAAGCUCGGAAUCAUCAUGGACCCCUACUUCGCCUUCCAGUACCUCAGGGACCUAGAGGUGGCGAACUCUAGAUUUCCCAGAAAGGAGGACGUCCUCUGGUAUCUGAUAACGGUUGGAGGCUUCAUCAUCUUCCUCAACCGAACUUUUCUCGGCGGGGGGUUCUUCCUUGAUGCACUCAUCAUGGCAUUGGCCUAUACUGCCACACAGGACCAGCGGGGGAUCCGGAGCAACUUCUUCUUUUUUACGGUGCCGGCGCAGGCCAUCCCAUAUUGCAUGCUCGUCUCGUCGCUGCUCAUGAGCCCCGCGGCGAUUCCACUCCAAAUCACAGGCAUCGUAGCGGCUCACCUCUACGACUUCCUUUCGCGCCUGUGGCCCGAGUUUGGAGGCGGUAGGAACAUUCUGGCGACGCCGAGGUUUGUCUCAUAUCUAGUUCAAACGCCCAGAGUGUUGAAGCGUGACUACGGCACGGCAAUCCGCCAGCCCAACGCUCCGACGGCGGGCAGCAGCACGGGUGCGUCGACUGGCUCGGUGCUCCCAGACUCGUGGAAGACGAGAGGUGCUGGGCACCGCCUGGGUGGCAACUAGGAUCAGUGUAUUUACGAGUUUGUAAUCUACAGUAACAAUGGUAUCAUGAUGAUUUGGGACUCUGUUUGCGUCCUCGUGUACGGAGUACUGUGUUGAACAUGACCUGAAUUGGCGAACUGACAAUACAAGCUGGGCUAGCCAGCAUGUCUGGUAUAUCCAUCAGCCGGUCCAGUCGGAAUCCACACAGCAUCUGUCAACUCCAGAGCAAAGCCAGUCUGAAACAAAGU
Thermothelomyces thermophilus ATCC 42464 is the source of this 1206-nucleotide messenger RNA. RefSeq lists its product as uncharacterized. Gene Ontology annotation, cellular component: Hrd1p ubiquitin ligase ERAD-L complex; endoplasmic reticulum membrane. The coding region runs from base 197 to 979 and encodes 260 amino acids. The transcript is spliced from 3 exons. Gene Ontology annotation, biological process: endoplasmic reticulum unfolded protein response. Gene Ontology annotation, molecular function: ubiquitin-specific protease binding; misfolded protein binding. The record is from RefSeq and is a predicted model, not a curated record. NCBI's taxonomy places the organism in Eukaryota, Fungi, Ascomycota, Sordariomycetes, Sordariales, Chaetomiaceae.